AGAUCGAUCGAUCGAUUGAUUCAUCGCUCAAUGCGUCUGAAGGUUUUUGUCGGAGCGAUUGAGCGUCGUCGCACGCCGUGGAUGCGAGCGUGAACACCCGGGCAGGGUUUGGAGGCGCGAUGGGGAGCGCGGACGGGGAAGACGCGGGAGCCUUGAGCGAUUUCGACGAGGACGAAGAGCUUGAGGCUGCCCCUGUGCAGUUGCCUCCGAUUGCUGCCUCGGGGGGAGGAUCGGCCGUGGAGGAGAAGGAGGAGGAGAAGGGGGAGGAGCAAAAGCAGGAUGAGACGGAGGGACAGACCGUGAAGCAGCUCGAGGCGGAGCUGGAAGCGGAGAGGAAGGCGAGGAAGACGUUGGAAUUCGCGAAAGCGGAGGGGGAUGCAAACUUUCUCCGGUUGAAGACGUUGAUUCAGGAGGCCGCACGGCAACGAGACGAAGCUUACCGGGCUCGGGAUCAGUCCGUGCGAGAUUUGGAAUUGGUUGUGCGGCAGAAGGAGGAAAUUGCACGCGAUAGGGAUGAGGUUCGGAUGCAGCGGGAUGAGAGUUUGCGUGCUAGGGACGAGGUUAGCAGGGCGAGGGAUUCCUUGAAGAUGGAGAUCGGAGAGGUUGCCAGGUUACUUAUCGGUGCCAAUGAGAAGGUCACGUCCAUGGCUAAUGGUGUCAAGAGUUUUGGACGUAAUUUGCCUGGGUCGAAGUAUACGGGUUUGCAAGCUAUUGCGUUUGGGUUUGGGAAACGGGUGGAAGAGAUUGUAGAGGAGGUUUUGAGGCAGAGGGAGGCUGCGACGAAGGCUCACCGGGAGGUUAGAGAGCAGAUGGAGCAGCACACGUACAGUGUUGCCAUUGAGGUGUCUGAGCUCGAAGCCUCAAUUUCGCGGUUGAAAGAGGAUGUAGCGAAUAAGACCUCGGAAGCUGAAGCGUGGAUGAAACAGGCUAAAAUCAAGGACGAUAAGAUUUUGGAAUUGGAGGAAACGUUCUCUAAGAAACUUGCUUCUGCUGAGGGCGAAGCUAGUACAUUACGACAGUCCAUCCAGGAGGUCGAGGCCCUGUUGCAGAACUUCAAGCAUGAGGCUGGCCAGCAUAAGGAGAUGCUUCGAGAAGUACUGAAGUGUGGUAGCAAACUUCGUAAAUGCUUGCUGGAACUACCUCAUGAGUUGGAUCCACCUGCUGAUCCAGAGGAUUUGGAUAAUAUAUCAUCUGCGCCUUCAAGAGGGAUUGUUGACGAGAAACAGAGUCUGCCUCAACAGUGCCUAGUAGAGAUGAAAUCGUUUUUAGAGUUAGGUGUAAGCGCAGGAAUCGCAUGGAAAGAAAAGACUGAGGACUGGGAGAAAACUAGUCACGAGCUUGUAACCAGAAUAGAAAGACUGGUGGGGCAGAAACAGGAUGCCGCUGAUCUGUUAACUGUCGCUUUGGCUGAGAAGCAACAAGUGCUGGAAACUAUUUCGGACCUCAGAGUAAAACUUAGUCAAGAGAAUCUGGAGGUGGCAAGACUGCAGGCAUCCUUGAAGGAGGCCCAAGAGUUGGCAGAGAGAGGGAAAAUGUCUGACGAGGAAGAAGAGAAUGAAGAACUUGUUCGACUUAGGGCUGAGCUGUCCUCAUUGGGACAGAGUAGAGACGAAGCUUUAUCAAAGGUGACUGCAUUGGGGAGUGAAGUGAAUAAAUUGAGGCAGCAAAUUGGAGAACUUGAAACAGCUCUAACAGGAUCAAGGUCAGAAGUUGGAGAACUGAAGACAUUAUCAAAUACUCAGUCUAAAGAGCUGGCUGAGAAAGUAGUACGAAUCAAGGACUUACUGUUGCAGAUGGAGGAUUACACUGCAGAUAUCGAGGCUUUGGAGGAGGAAGUAGGUCGAUGGAAGCAGGCUGCCACAGACGAGGCUGCUGCGGGAGCUGCGGUCAUGGACGAUCUUGAGAAAUGUCAAUUUGAGGUGUCCCAACUCAAUAAACAAAUUGACGGACUCAAAAUCGCACGAGAGGAAGCUGCAUUGAAAGUACGGUCUAAAGAAGAAAUGGCUUCAGCAGCUAUCGCAGCUAGGACUGCGGCAGAGCGCUCCCUUCAAAUGGCGGAUGAAAGGGCAGCUGAGUUGCGAGAAAGGCUGGAAGAAUUGAACAAACAACUGGAAGAGAAUGAGAGUAGGAAAGAAUACAGAUUGGGGUUGAGCUUGUUAGAUAUGUGUUGUCCGUGGUUGCGCAAUCGUAGAAGAUCCAGCGAGGGAGGUGGUACCCAGAUGGCUGCGGAGAUGGAAGAGCUUCUGGAACCGCUGGUGUAAGAUAUACCUAACCAUUUUUUGACAUUCUUGACUGGCUCGUCGUGCAUGUCCUUCCCUAGCUUGGGAACCUACGUGUACAUACAGAGAUGAAGUAUGGGAAUUUCUACUUCUGUAAUUCCAAUAUUCUCUUUAAUCAAAGAUUACUGUUCAUUAUUUCGAUUGUAAA
This is a messenger RNA of Physcomitrium patens, 2427 nucleotides long. RefSeq lists its product as uncharacterized. Lineage: Eukaryota; Viridiplantae; Streptophyta; Bryopsida; Funariales; Funariaceae. The record is from RefSeq and is a predicted model, not a curated record.